Pollicipes pollicipes is the source of this 1221-nucleotide messenger RNA. RefSeq names its product non-homologous end-joining factor 1. Gene Ontology annotation, biological process: double-strand break repair via nonhomologous end joining. The record is from RefSeq and is a predicted model, not a curated record. The transcript is spliced from 2 exons. Gene Ontology annotation, cellular component: DNA ligase IV complex; nucleus. Bases 12 to 800 code for a protein of 262 amino acids. Gene Ontology annotation, molecular function: DNA end binding. Lineage: Eukaryota; Metazoa; Arthropoda; Thecostraca; Pollicipedomorpha; Pollicipedidae.
GCGGCGGGAAGAUGUCCAGCUCUCAUGCCGUUCCAUGGCGUGCAUGGCAGGGGCUUGGUGAUGUCCUUUACCAAUUUUCUAGUGCCAGUGGAGGUUACAAUCUACUGGUCACCAAUCUCUCCGAGAUGUUCUCCGAGACGAUGGACGCUGCUGCAUUCCUGCAGCGUUUUCAGACGUUGAACCCCUCGCUGGAGGCCACUGGUGAGCAGGUCCUGCCAUAUUUGGAAGAGGCAUUCGGUCGCAGCGACAGUGGCGCCGCCUGGGACAGAGAUGUUAUUCGACUAACCAGCCACGGUCUAGGCGUGCCACUGUGCUGGGAGUUCCGGCUGCGCGUGCUGCCCGGCGGCCUGGCAGCGCGCCUGGUGCGCCCUCUGUUAGUGGCGCUAGGCCAGGCGCAGCAGCGCGAGCGCCGCCUGCUGGCCGAGGUGGCCGCUCGCGACCGCGAGCUGGACGACUACCGACGCUCCGGUGCGCACUUGAUCCUGAAAGGGCUGCGCACGGAGCCACUGGACGCGGCGCGCUUCGAUGCCGAGAUGGCCGGCCUCGGCGCCCGUCCGGCCGACCUGGUAGACUCCAGUGCGUGGGAGGCCCUGCCGCCGGAGCAGGGCCCGGGGCCGCUCGCGCCGCCGCCGCCGGCCAGCGCCGAGCCAGGCAAGCGGGAGCGGCCGGCUGCGGAGGAGCCGCCGAAGGAGGACUGGACCCAGGGGAUUGAGCGACGCCGCAGGGAGCUCGCGGAGCGCCUCCAAGAAGAGGAGAAAGAACUUCGGAGGAAAAGCAAGAAAAAGCGACUCAAUCUGUGAUAAAUAUUGCGAACAUUGCAUGCCCGGAUAGCGACGUUGUGUCCAGGCGCUGUCAGUGUGUGGGAGAAGGCUGGAAAUGUGCAUAUUUUUACCAAAGCAAGCUAGUCAAAUUAGAAACGUGGUAAUAUACGACCCGUUUGUUGCUCCUAGCUGUUGCUAACGUAAAUUAUUUGUAACCGUAUUUAUGACUACUGGUUGAAAGUGUGCGUGCAGUGGUGGUCCUAUGGAUAUUGUGUGUAAAUCUGAGAUUAUGCCUAAGCCAACCAACAUAGCAGAAAUAUAGCAAUUGAAUGAUCUUUUAGCCAAUAAGUCGCAACUCUCGGAGCUUGCGCUGACGUGUGCACCCCAUGUAAAGCCCGCUCCCUCCUGUUGGAGAGGCGUGACUGCACGGGAUGCACUGGCAAUGCGAUCGACACCGCGG